AUGCUGGGAACACUGGGGAUCAUGGGGGGGAAUAAUGAUAGAGAGGACCGUGCGCUAGAACGGUUCCACAAGUUUGUCCCUCCUAAAUUUGUAGGUGGACCAAACCCUGACAUACCCGAGUGUUGGUUAGACCGUAUGCUAGAUAUCUUUGCCGCACUUGGAUAUACAGAGGAGCGGCAAAUUUCUUUUGCAGUUUUUCAAUUUGAGGGAGCUGCCCGGACUUGGUGGAAUGUAAUCAAGGCCAAGUGGGAGCGGGAGCGGACUCCCUGGACUUGGGUCAAUUUCACCCGGGAAUUUAAUGAAAAAUAUUUGCCACCGAUAGUACAAGAAAGGCGGGAAGAUGAAUUUAUCCGCCUGCGCCAAGGGAUGUCAAGUGUGGCUGAGUAUGAGACUCAGUUUACCAAACUGUCCCGUUUUGCUCCGGAUUUGGUACUUACGGAGCAAAAACGAAUUCGCCGCUUUAUUCAGGGAUUGAAUGUGGAACUUCAGGAGGCGUUAGCGGCCGCUGAAGUGGAUACCUUUAGCCAGGCGCUAGAGAAGGCGCAGAGGAUAGAGACAACCAGGGGUCAGGUCAAAGCUUUCCAUGAUCGAAAACGAAAACAACCCAACUCGAGUACCUACACCCCUGGACAGAGCUCGAAAAACGAGCCACCCACCAAGUUGGGUAGAGGAGCAGGAGGUCCGCGGCAAGCAGGGACCCCUGGCCGAGGAAAUUUUGGGCGAGGUACGGCAGGGCGAAGGCCCCAGAGAGGUGGUCAACGCGAAGGACCCAGUGUAGGACCCAGGCUGACCUGUGGCUUUUGUGGAGGCAAUCACACCUCCGAUAAUUGUUGGAAGCAGAGUUCGGUGCGAAAGUGCUUCAAGUGUGGCAGCACGGAGCACUUGAUUGCUCAAUGCCCCAACCUACAGCAAGAACGAGCCAGUACCCCGCAGUCAACAGGAACUGCGUCCAAACCAGUUAAUGCAGGGGGAAAUCGACCUAAAGUGCCGGCCAGGGUGUAUGCUAUGGGUCAACAAGAGGUGACUGACCCUUCGGCAGUCAUCGAAGGUACGCUUUUUCUUUUUCGACGUACUGUGAAUGUUUUAAUUGACCCUGGUGCCACGCACUCCUUUGUUAACCCUGCAUUCAUGGCUCAUAUCGAUGUUAAAGCUGAAAAGUUACCAUAUGACCUAGAAAUCAAGACCCCUAUCACUAAUAAAAGUUUACUUGCCAAUAUGGUCUAUAAGGGAUGCGAGGUAUGGAUUGGGGAACGAAAAUUAUUGGUGGAUUUGAUAAAAUUGUCUUUUCAGGGGUAUGAUGUCAUACUAGAUAUGGACCGGUUAGCCAAAUACCAUGCGCAGUUAGAUUGCCGCACUAAGAAAGUCGAUUUUCAUAUACCAGGUGAACCCACACUUCAACUUGAUGUUCGAGGAAAGUUAACCUCAACCACUCUCAUUUCUGGGAUUAAGGCUAGGAAGUUGCUAAGUAAAGGGGCCCGAGGGUAUUUGGCAGUAUUGAUUAACACUCCGCAAGAGCAGUUAAAAGUUGAAAAUGUUCCAGUAGUGUGCGAAUUUCCUGACCUCUUCCCUGAGGAAUUAACGUCACUACCUCCGGAAAGGGACAUAGAAUUUAAAAUUGAUUUGCAUCCCGGAGCAGAACCAAUUUCGAAAACCCCUUACCGAAUGGCUCCUGCAGAACUUAAGGAGUUAAAGACUCAAUUGCAGGAACUGUUAGACCGAAAAUUUAUACAGGAGAGCGAAUCACCUUGGGGAGCCCCGGUAUUAUUUAUCAAGAAAAAAGAUGGAGGAUUACGGAUGUGCAUAGAUUAUCGGGGGCUGAAUAAAUUGACUAUUAAGAAUAAAUAUCCCUUGCCUCUUAUUGAUGAAUUGUUUGAUCAACUGCGAGAUGCAGUUGUUUAUUCGAAAUUAGAUCUCCGGCAGGGAUAUUAUCAAUUGAGGAUACGCAAGGAGGACAUACCUAAGAUCGUCUUUAAUGCGCGGUAUGGGCAUUUUGAGUUUGCAGUGAUGCCCUUUGGGUUGACUAACGCUCCAGCCGCAUUUAUGGACUUGAUGCAUCGAGUCUUCAAACCAUAUCUAGACCAAUUUAUGGUAGUUUUCAUCGACGACAUUUUUGUCUACUCUAAGACUCGAGAGGAUCAUGAGCAACAUCUGAGGUUAGUACUGCAGAUCCUUAAGGACCAUCAGCUGUAUGCUAAAUUCAGGAAAGCUGGGGAAUGGAAUCCUCAACUGAAGCCACAAGGAGUGCUUUUUAGCAAUAUAACAGUUACUUCUACUCUACUCCCUCGGAUAAAAGAAGCACAAAAGGGGGACACUCAGGUGCAGGAGUGGAAAAAGAAAAUCGAACAAGGAAUGAUACCUGAUUUCAACGUGAACUCGGAUGGGAUUUUGCGGUACUGUAACCGGUUUGUUAUACCGCAAGACCAGGAACUGAAACGAAAAAUAUUGGAAGAAGCACAUAGGUCAAGGUACACAGUAGAUCCUGGUACGACCAAGAUGUACCAGGAUUUGAAGAAAUUGUACUGGUGGGCGGGCAUGAAAAGAGAAAUAGCCCAAUUUGUUCAAACGUGCCUAACCUGUCAGCAGAUAAAGGCGGAGCAUCAAAAGCCUUCUGGUUUGCUCCAACCAUUAGAAGUACCAGAGUAG
Molecule: messenger RNA, 2643 nt
Organism: Coffea eugenioides
Lineage: Eukaryota; Viridiplantae; Streptophyta; Magnoliopsida; Gentianales; Rubiaceae
Exons: 2
Coding region: 1-2643 (880 amino acids)
Molecular function (GO): nucleic acid binding; zinc ion binding
Source: RefSeq, a predicted model, not a curated record